This is a messenger RNA of Brassica oleracea var. oleracea, 939 nucleotides long. RefSeq lists its product as uncharacterized. NCBI's taxonomy places the organism in Eukaryota, Viridiplantae, Streptophyta, Magnoliopsida, Brassicales, Brassicaceae. The record is from RefSeq and is a predicted model, not a curated record. The coding region runs from base 1 to 939 and encodes 312 amino acids. The transcript has 2 exons.
AUGGCUAAGAGUGACUCGGUCUACAGUGAGGAGCAUGAUAUGGUCAACAGAAGUGAUGAUCAGCAAACAAAGAAAGAGAUCAAGUCCUUGCAAGAGAAGAUGGACUUGCUUCUGUCCAACCAAGCUAAGAAAGAGCAGAUGAACUUUGUGGGUGGUCCUAUUCAAGAGGGUCCUCCCAAAAUCAAUGAGGUUGAUGGUUUGGAAGGCCAAGAAGAGCUGUGCUUCAUCAACAACAAUGGUUCUUGGUACAUGAAAGAACCUAACUUUCAGUACAACAACUACCAGCAAAGGUCCUACUCUAACAACCGGCAAGGAGGAUACCAGCAGAAGCAAAACACUCAGCAGAGGAGCUAUCAGCCUAGGCAAAACACCCCUCCUGGUUUCAACAAUAACAACAAUCAGUCUACUCAGGUUCAAGGAAGUUAUUCCCAAGCUCCAGCUUCAUAUACAAGUGUGGAUGCAAUGUUCAAGAAACUUUUGGAUUUUCAGGCAAAGAAUGAGAAGACAAUGGGUUAUGAGUUAAAGAACAUUCACUCCAAGAUUGAUGGAAGCUACAAUGAGCUCAACAACAAGAUCCGACAUUUGGUUGGUGAACCAGUUGGAGAAGAGAAGAGGACAGUGAAACAUGGUGAAACUGCUAUUCCAACAAAGAAAUCCUCUUUUAUUCCUCCUCCCUAUGAGCCAAAGCUACCAUUCCCUGGGAGAUUCAAAAGACAGCUAUUGGAGAAGUACAAGGCACUCUUUGAGAAACAAAUGAGUGAAAUUCAGGUCACAAUGCCCAUCAUUGAUGCUUUUAUGUUGGUCCCUCAGUACAACAAAUUCUUGAAAGAUGUUGUAGCUACAAAGAAGAAAGAGAUGGAGGGCAUGAUGAUCCUUACCCACGAGUGCAAUGCCAUUAUCCAGAGGUUAGAUGUUCCAAGGAAGCUAGUGGACCCAUGA